Molecule: messenger RNA, 4103 nt
Organism: Peromyscus maniculatus bairdii (prairie deer mouse)
Lineage: Eukaryota; Metazoa; Chordata; Mammalia; Rodentia; Cricetidae
Gene: Map10
Product: microtubule associated protein 10
Biological process (GO): cytoplasmic microtubule organization; positive regulation of cytokinesis; mitotic spindle midzone assembly
Cellular component (GO): mitotic spindle pole; midbody; cytoplasmic microtubule
Molecular function (GO): microtubule binding
Source: RefSeq, a predicted model, not a curated record
CGAGGCGGGCUGGUGGCGUCGCCCAGGGCAACGGCGAUGGCGCCCAUGGCAGCCGGGCGGCUCUUCUCGCUGGAACUGCUGGUGGACUGGGUGCGGCUGGAGGUCGGGCUGUCACCGUGCGCCGGGAGACCCGCUGUGGCGUUCCGCCUGCUGGACUUCCCGCCGCUGCUCGUCCUCCCGCCUGCCGCUUCUGGCCAGGAGCCCCAGAGCGGCACCAUCGACUUCGGGCGCGGCAAGGCCUGCCUACUACGCCUGCGCCCCGCCGCCCUGCAUCGCCCGCGCCUGCGCGCAGUACUGCUGCAGCUUCCCCAGGGCCCAGCGUCUGCACCGUGCCUGUUGGGGGCUUGCGACAUCCUGCUGGUCGCCUCCCCCCAGGGCCGACGGGGUAAAUUCACCCUGCGGGGCCCGGCGGCCGAGCCCGUCGGGGAAUUGGCUGUCUUCUGCCGCCUAACCGACCUGGGACGCUUUCCCCCUGGGGCUCAGGAGCUGCCGGGCCCACUGAGCCCUGCUAGUAUCAUGGGUUCCGAGGCCCUGGAGGUGUGGGAGCCACGUACCCAGGACGCCCCGAAGCCAUGCACCAAAGAAGCCGCUGCCAGAUGCCUUCAGUGUGCCUCCAAUGUACGCUGCUUGGAGGCCUCAGAGCCAUGCGCCAAGGAUACUAACAGCUGGUCUGCAGGGGAUUCAGACCCCUCAGCUAUCCAGAAGACCUGGGAAGAAGCAGUCUUACACAGUAAGGCCAGCUCUGGGGACAUGGCUUCUGCCCCUUGUUCACCUGCUCCCAGUGGGAGGUCUGUCAGCCCUCUCAGCCCGGAGGUCACGGAGCUAGACUUUGAAUCCAACACCUUUUGCCCUCCUCCUCUGUAUUACACUCACCUGGCCCAGGAAAAGACAUCUUCUGCCAGGGUUGAAAUCACUAUUGAGCCUCAGAGAAAUGGACCUGAGGACCUGGAUGGUAUUUUUCCUGAAACAAAACGUGUAGGUCCUCCCAUACAUCUGGUGAAACAUACAAGAUCUGCAAUGGAGGAGAGCCCUCCAGUGCUUCUAAAUCCUCCACAGAUGAAGGGUCCAGGCUCAGUUAAUGAGGUUACAUGUCCCCCUCAGACUGAACAAAGUACAGCCAAUGCAAUAAGACAGCUGCCGCUGCUGAAUGCUUUGUUGAUUGAACUGUCCUUGCUGUGCAACCAGCCCGUGGCAAGUCCCACUCAGGUUCACCCCCACUUAGCCUGGUUGUACGGAAGUGAACAUAAGGGGCCAGAACCUUCUGUCAAGUCCACAUCUCGGUCAGAAUCAAAGAGCGCAUCUCGGUCUGAACCAAAGAGCAACAAACUUUCUGUGCGAGAACAUGAAAAGCUCGUGAGUCUUCAGUCUAAAAAGAACCCUAAAGGUAAACAUUCAGAGAAGAUCAGUGGUAGCCCUCCACCAAGGGUUACAAAGGGUAAGCUGCUUUAUGGCUUAACAAAUACACUAAGACUGCGUUUAAAGCAAACAAACCCCGACAUGCUGGUUGUACAUGAAAAGAGAGAACAGUAUAGAAAAUCGCAAAUCAAAGCAGUGGAGCCCAAAGUCCGAGGGCCGUCAUGGAAAGGGAAAGUACCAAGCUUGGCAGCACAAAGUCAGAUGCCACCACAGCUGCCCAAGGAUAAGUCUUCAGACUCAAAUGGGUCUUUUGCUGAGGGUAGUGAUACUUCAAGGCAAAUCAGUGCGUGUUUUGAUGAGUUAAGUACAACUAAAAAAAUGAAUUGGAGCCAUGCUAUUAAAAAAGACACAGUUGAGCAGGGUGAAAACAGAACCAGUGACACUUGGUUGGAGGCAGGUGUGUGUCCUGCAGAUUCCAUUAUUUCAGAAAGAUGUCCUCAUUCAAAUAUUCUGGGAGGAACAUCGAAAAUGAAAGUCCAAAGCCCAGCGCUUUCCCGACAGGAUCCUGCUGUUGACAAGCCUGUUGAUGAGGGGAAAGAUGGUAGACAAGUCGAAGUCACAGACAUUGUGACUGCAGAUACAAGUGCAAACAGACCACCUAGUACAAAGAGUUCCUGUGAGAGCAUCUCGGAGCUACAGCGCCAGGAGGAGUUGGCCAGCCCUUGCUAUUCGGAAGACUUCUGCAUGACUGAGGAUGACAGCAGAAGUCUGGCUCCCGACUCCAGCACAGGGGCAGAAAAUGCCCAACACGGUUCACAGACGAGCAAGGCAAGCGAGGCAAGGCUGUCCACAAGGAAAAACAGUAGUGAAGUGAGUCCUGUGCUCAGCCCUCCCUUCUCGGCUGGCUCACCAGUAUGCUCACAUAAAAGGUCGUAUGUGUUGAAGACUGCCCAUGGGAGUCUGGAGGAAGCCUCCAGCAGCUCCACCAGUGACUUUUCAUCACAGUGGACAAAUGAAAAGGAAACCCGGGCAGAACCACUGAGUACAGGCAGAUCAAAGGUCAUGAGGACAGGUUGGGACAGCUCCACUAAACUUAAAGUAGGAGCUGGUCGCAAGUCCUCUGAGAAAAGCCAGUCACCAAGGACAUCUCAAGUGAGUUCUUACGAGCCAUCAAAUUUGUCUGAGCUAGAACUCAAGGGCUUAGACAACAGUGCAGAAGCUGACUUCCAAGAAGAGGAAGAUGACCUCGGUUCACUGAAUAUCUCCAAACAGUGCAGAGAUAUCUGCGAAUUAGUAAUAAACAAACUUCCAGGAUAUACCGUCUGAAAGUUGCUACUUUUGAAAGAGGCGUAAUAACCAUACAUAACCUUAGUACAUAACUUAUGUGGUAGUUCUUUUAGCCAAUGUACAUAGUUUGUCGUUUAUGUUUCAUGCCUUUCCCUUCAAGCUGAUAUACUCUGAAGUCACUGUUAAGUUUAGGAAUGAUUCUUUUGUGAGAUGCUUAAGAUUAAAAGUAUGUCUGUAUACUCUGCAAAAGUGUCCGUCUUGCAGUGUAGAUUAUUCUAAAGUUGGUGUUUCAUGCACCAUUGUAAAAAGAGCUUGUUAAUGAGCUCAACACCACUUCUUAAUGGGAAUAAAUCUUGUAACAGAUGUGUUAAGAGUGUGAGAUGCAGAAAGGGAUUUAUGAUCUGCUGCUAAGAGCUUUUGGUUUACAGACUUCAUAACACUCUGUCCUUUAUUAUUUAAUCUCCCUUUUAUAUUACUCUAUUAACACUUAUUUGAGCAUAUGUUCCUUAAUAAGAAAUCCUGUCUUGUUUUACACACCAAUAUUACCUUAGUUUUUUUUUUUUUUUUUUAUGAAUUUGCUGAAUAAAGUCCUUGGCAGUUUAAAUGCCUCCUGUAGGCUGUAGCACUAACACUGAUAAGAAGCAUGGAAACUCCCUAGUGGAGACAUGUUUGGGUAAUAGUUUACUUUCACUGAGCAUAAACAGCCUUCAAGUGUACUCAAGCAUUUAGAGAGAACAAAGAAAGGCUUCAUUACAUAUAGUUUCGUGGAUAGGAGUUUGAUUUAUGUCGUAUUUUCAGAUUGUUCAAUAUUUAUAAUGGAGGAAAGCUGGUUUUCAUGUACCCUAGUCAUCAGUUCUGUAUAAAAUCUUUUAUCAAUUUUAGACUUCAUUCUGUGUUCAAAUAUUUGAGGCAUUUUCUUAUAGCUGUGAUAUAUAUAUUUAUAGCUGUGAUAUAUAUAUAUGCACAUAUAUGUAUAUAUAUAAACUUUUAGACUUUUUAAUGUAGCUAAUAGUUUGGGACCCAUGGGGCAAAGCCUUCAUUUCCCUUUUAUUACAUAAAUUAGUAUUAAACAAUUACAUAAUCACGUGGGCAUGUUCUGAGUGGUUAUGAUAGUAGGUAAGAUUUACAACAGUGACGAGAAGAGGACAUUCUCUUUUGGGGAUCAUUGUGGAUAAACGAGUAAAGAUGGGAAUGAGCUUAUCACUCCUGGGAGAGAAUGUCAUCUUGGUGAUAAUAUUAUGUUCAUGUUAUAGUGGUAUAAAGGAAAUUUGUCCCACAAGGAAAGUUCCAUAUUGUAGAGAGACUCAAACUCCAAGUACAUAGUCAAGUGAUGGGAGAUAGGGGCAGUACAGCAUUGGGUUAUGAGUGAACACCAGUAAAUAAUCAUGGCCUUUGAAUAUGUAAAAUACUGGAAAUAAUUAUUCAGAGUUACAGAAAUUAAGUCUGGAAAUGGAAAAGGA